Messenger RNA from Neomonachus schauinslandi (Hawaiian monk seal), 565 nucleotides. RefSeq names its product leukemia NUP98 fusion partner 1 (gene LNP1). NCBI's taxonomy places the organism in Eukaryota, Metazoa, Chordata, Mammalia, Carnivora, Phocidae. Bases 18 to 563 code for a protein of 181 amino acids. The transcript is spliced from 3 exons. The record is from RefSeq and is a predicted model, not a curated record.
AUUUGAAUCACCUACACAUGGAGCACAAAGAUGAUGAUGAUGAUGAUGAUGAUGAUGUGUCUUUCGCCAAAUGGAUGAGCAGCUUCUGGGGUCACAGCUGGACAGAAGAGAAUGAGAGAGGACUCCGGGACCGCCACGGAUCACAAGAUGCCACUUACAGGAAAACCUCCCUGCCCUGCCCAUUUCCUGUGCUUCCCAGAAUCACAUCGUCUGUCAGCCAUCCCAGAAGGCAUUCUCAUGAGGACCAAGGAGUUCGAUGCCAUACCCACAUGCUGGAUUACAGAAAAUGCUCAGUGGAUGAGUCAUUCAAGGAGCCACUGGAAUCAAAAGGAAGCUCCCGUUCCAAAAUUCAAGCAUUUUCAGAGUCCUUUGAACAGCAACUGUGCUUUAGAACCAAACGCUCUGUCUCUUUGGGACCUGAGAGCAGAAAGGAGAGAAGCAAAAGGGAAUGCCUGAGGAUGGAGAUGAAAUCUCAAAAGAAAGUGGAGGAAAGAAGGAACCCUAGGAAGGAAGAACAUGGAGAAGCAUACAUGCCCCCCUUGCUUGAAAAAGAUCCCAAAUAGUA